This is a messenger RNA of Calidris pugnax (ruff), 823 nucleotides long. RefSeq names its product mediator of RNA polymerase II transcription subunit 27. Gene Ontology annotation, cellular component: mediator complex. The record is from RefSeq and is a predicted model, not a curated record. The coding region runs from base 53 to 475 and encodes 140 amino acids. The transcript is spliced from 5 exons. Gene Ontology annotation, molecular function: transcription coactivator activity. NCBI's taxonomy places the organism in Eukaryota, Metazoa, Chordata, Aves, Charadriiformes, Scolopacidae. Gene Ontology annotation, biological process: regulation of transcription by RNA polymerase II.
UUUUGGUUUGUUUGGCAGAUAUGUUGAUGAUGUGAUCAAUCGCAUUGAUAGGAUGUUCCCUGAAAUGUCCAUCCAGCUAUCCCGGCCAAAUGGGACCUCGGCGAUGCUUCUGGUUACCUUAGGAAAGGUGUUAAAAGUGAUAGUGGUGAUGCGGAGCCUCUUCAUUGACCGGACAAUAGUAAAAGGGUACAAUGAAAAUGUCUAUACUGAAGAUGGCAAGCUUGACAUAUGGUCUAAAUCCAACUAUCAAGUUUUUCAGAAGGUGACAGACCAUGCCACCACUGCUCUGUUGCACUACCAGCUGCCUCAAAUGCCGGAUGUAGUGGUCAGAUCUUUCAUGACCUGGUUAAGAAGUUACAUAAAGCUGUUCCAGGCUCCCUGCCAGCGCUGCGGAAAGUUUCUGCAGGAUGGCCUGCCACCCACGUGGAGGGAUUUCCGAACACUUGAAGCUUUUCAUGACACUUGCAGGCAAUAGUGGCCAUUGGUGAUGCAAGGAGUGAGUGCUCUGUGGGGCUCGGAUGAGACCCGGUGGUUUAAGAGCUGGUUCCCUUCCUGAACCUUUCACCCUGUACCAAUAGUCAGGUUGCACUUAAUACCUUUGACUGCAGGGUACCUGUGAGACUGCUGCAUUUGGAAGAAGGUGGUAAGAAGCUGUGUGUGAUCAUUUUGUUCCAGAGCUGGAAUAAUGCAUCUGGGGAGAUCUAACAGUAAUAAUCAUUAUUCUAAACAUUAAUGAAAUUACCAGUGUACAGUUUGUGUUUUGUGACAGAAUUUGCAAAGUUGAAGACUUUUAUAAGCUUGAAAUAAAUUUUGUAUUCCAGAA